CCUAGUUAAUGUUUUUAUCACAUGAAGAUUAGUGUUUCAUGGUGCUAUUAGAUCCAAUGUUAUUUUUUUACGAGAGUAAUCGCUAAAAUUCCAAUGUCAGUUUUUGGCGAAAUACUAAUAAUAUGAACAUUAAUAUUCUCGUUUUAACCAAUAUGUUAAAAUGUUUUUAUACAACAAACCAGCUGCAGCUCAACAGAUAAUAAAUUCUAAAUUCUGACCCACAUUGAAUUAUUAUUAUACAUAUAUAAUUUGUUGUUGGUACAUUUAUAUUAGAUAUUAAAUUAUUAAUGUUAAUAUUAAUUUGCUAUCAAAUCUUACAGCAAUGUCUGAAUAUGAUGAUGAAGACAUGGAUUACUCAGAUCAAGAAGACUAUGAGGAUUAUUACAAUGCAGAUCGUGAUGUUAUGAGUCCGCCUCAUAAUCCUGAUCCUGAGUAUUUUCCUGUACAAUGUUUAUCAGUUGAUGAAGUAGAAAAAUUUUUAAAUGAGCUUGUUGAACAACUGUGUACAAGCAUCCAUGUAACACCUUCAAUGUCAAAAGUUUUGCUCUAUGAAAAUAAAUGGGCAGUACAAGAAGUAAUAUGGAAGUACACUGAAGAUGCUGAUAAGCUUUUAGUUCUUUCGAGAAUGAAAACAUUACAACCAGUUUUAAAUAAAGUAAAAAGUGAAAAAUUUAUAUGUUCAGUUUGUGUAGCACCAAUAGAAGAAAAUAUGAAAACAACGAGUUUAGCAUGUGGGCAUCAAUACUGUAAUACCUGUUGGUGUUCUCAUUUUGAAAAUAAAAUUAAACAAGGUGUUAGUACAGAAUUAUCUUGUAUGGCACUAAAUUGCGAACUUUUAGUACCUGAAGAAAUAGUGUUGUCUACUGUUAAUAAACCAAUUUUAAGAAAACAAUACCAACAUUUUGCUUUCCGCGAGUAUAUUAAAUCCCAUCCAUUGUUACGCUUUUGUCCAGGAGCGAAUUGCAAUGCAGUUAUAAAGUCUAAAGAAAGUUUAGCAAAAAAAGCAAUUUGUACACAAUGUGAAGCAUCUUUUUGUUUUAAAUGUGGUAAUGAUUACCACGCACCUACAGAUUGUGCAACUAUCAAAAAAUGGAUAACUAAAUGUGCAGAUGAUAGCGAGACAGCUAAUUAUAUUACAGCCAAUACUAAAGAUUGUCCAAAAUGUAACAUAUGCAUUGAGAAAAAUGGCGGUUGUAAUCAUAUGCAGUGUUUAAGCUGUAAAUUUGACUUUUGUUGGAUGUGCUUAGGAGAUUGGAAAGCACAUGGCACUGAGUAUUACGAUUGUUCGAAGUAUAGAGAAAACCCACAAAAUGGUUCAGAAUCAGCUAAAGCUCGUGAAGCUUUAAAAAAAUAUCUUCAUUACUAUGAACGUUGGGAAAAUCAUUCAAAAAGUUUGCAAUUAGAGAAACAAACAUUGGAUAAAAUUAAAGAAAGAAUUAAUAGUAAAGUGAUGACAAGUAAAGGUACAUGGAUUGACUGGCAGUAUCUAUUAGACUCUGCUACAUUAUUAGCUAAAUGUAGGUAUACCCUUCAGUACACAUAUCCAUAUGCAUAUUAUUUGGAAAAUGGUCCAAAAAAAGAGCUUUUUGAGUACCAGCAAGCUAAACUAGAAGCGGAAAUUGAAAAUUUAUCGUGGAAAAUUGAAAGAGCAGAAACUACAGAUAGGGGUGAUUUAGAAAACCAAAUGGAUAUUGCUGAAAAAAGACGAGCUACAAUGCUUCAAGAUUUUUUCCAAAUAUAAUUAUAACUACACUCUAUUUAUUAUUAAUACUGAUAUCAACAAUAAUAUAUAAAUAUAAUUUUUUAAACAAAGUUUUUUAUCAUUUUAGAAGUAGUUUAUUAUAAUUUAUGAUAAAUGUAAUAAGAAAGUUUCUUUUCUUGAAAAAAAAACUUAAAAAUGUAACUCGUGUAAGUGUCUUAAUGCUAUACUAUAUUAUUGUAAUAAUAAACAUUACUGAUACUUAA
Messenger RNA from Adelges cooleyi (spruce gall adelgid), 1965 nucleotides. RefSeq names its product potential E3 ubiquitin-protein ligase ariadne-2 (gene ari-2). Gene Ontology annotation, molecular function: zinc ion binding; ubiquitin protein ligase activity; ubiquitin conjugating enzyme binding. Bases 323 to 1741 code for a protein of 472 amino acids. Lineage: Eukaryota; Metazoa; Arthropoda; Insecta; Hemiptera; Adelgidae. Gene Ontology annotation, biological process: ubiquitin-dependent protein catabolic process; protein polyubiquitination; positive regulation of proteasomal ubiquitin-dependent protein catabolic process. The transcript is spliced from 2 exons. Gene Ontology annotation, cellular component: ubiquitin ligase complex; cytoplasm. The record is from RefSeq and is a predicted model, not a curated record.